CCAUGAGUCUGCAAGGAGCGUACCCGGAGCUACCCCAGGAGGAAUUCUUCCAGGGAUACUAUCAUCCUGCCAACCCUUAUCAUCAACAAGAGUACCUGGACCGCGGCGGCGGUGACUACUGGUCGGAUGGCGCCCGCAGUGUAUCCUGCCCCGGCACUCCCACCGGCGAGGACGACGUUGGCUACGGCAGUCCGACCUCCCGCUACUUCAACCUGGACACUCCCCAGCAGUGCGGAGGGUUCUACGACCAUGGGAGUGCGGACAUGCUGCCUCCAGGCUGCGGCCCUAGCUACGACCUGCACGACCCUACGCCCAUCAUCAGGGUAGUCAAGAGACGCAACACGGCCAACAAGAAGGAGAGAAGGAGGACGCAGAGCAUCAACAACGCGUUCGCAGACCUCCGAGACUGCAUCCCUAACGUUCCCGCGGACACCAAGCUCAGCAAGAUCAAAACACUGAGACUCGCCACGUCCUACAUCGGCUACCUCAUGGGCGUCCUGGAGAGCGACGACUGUGGGGACGGCUUCAAGGCGGACCUGGGCAGUCACAGGAGACACCAGAGGCAACAGUCGCAGCCUGACCAGUCCAAGGGCAAAGGAAGGACAGGUUGGCCGCAGCACGUCUGGGCGUUGGAGCUGAAGCCAGAAACUGUCUGAAAAACCUUACCAAUAUUGUACAAAAUGUGUAUAUCUUUUGUUAUUUAAAUAUUAUUGUUUGUGUUAGUAAAAAUUU
This is a messenger RNA of Macrosteles quadrilineatus (aster leafhopper), 732 nucleotides long. Its product is annotated as heart- and neural crest derivatives-expressed protein 2-like. The coding region runs from base 3 to 656 and encodes 217 amino acids. Gene Ontology annotation, biological process: developmental process; regulation of transcription by RNA polymerase II. Gene Ontology annotation, molecular function: DNA-binding transcription factor activity, RNA polymerase II-specific; protein dimerization activity; RNA polymerase II transcription regulatory region sequence-specific DNA binding. The record is from RefSeq and is a predicted model, not a curated record. The transcript has 4 exons. Lineage: Eukaryota; Metazoa; Arthropoda; Insecta; Hemiptera; Cicadellidae.